Messenger RNA from Helianthus annuus (common sunflower), 489 nucleotides. RefSeq lists its product as uncharacterized. The record is from RefSeq and is a predicted model, not a curated record. Lineage: Eukaryota; Viridiplantae; Streptophyta; Magnoliopsida; Asterales; Asteraceae. The coding region runs from base 1 to 489 and encodes 162 amino acids. The transcript has a single exon.
AUGGCCAACGAUGGCAAAAACAACGAUGGCAAACCUGAUGAUGAUACAACUGUUCAACAAGAUCCCUCCCAAUCUGCCAUCAAAUCCAACCUACACCCCGCAUACUCAGUUACCAACAUACAAAGCAAAAUCCGAACCUUGGAUGGCAAGAAAGUUACAUACAGUGCCUGGAUCAAACUCUUUUGUUUGCAUGCUACGGCGUAUCAAGUUCUCAAUCACAUCGACGAGACACCUCCACCCGAACCCAAGUCUCCGGAUUAUCCAGCUUGGGAAGAACUAGAUGCCCUUGUUCUUCAGUGGAUUUAUGCCACUUUAUCUGAUGAUCUCCUUCUUUCGGUCUUGGAGAACGAGUCCACCGCACGUACUGCGUGGGUUAAAUUGGAAAAGAAAUAUUUGAGUAAUAAGAAAGCUCGUGCAGGUGCCAUAGAAAUAAAAUUUUUCAACCUGACACUUCCUGCUUGUAAAUCUUUGGAUGAUUAUUGUCAAUAG